Molecule: messenger RNA, 2396 nt
Organism: Coregonus clupeaformis (lake whitefish)
Lineage: Eukaryota; Metazoa; Chordata; Actinopteri; Salmoniformes; Salmonidae
Product: nuclear body protein SP140-like protein
Exons: 14
Coding region: 351-2060 (569 amino acids)
Biological process (GO): regulation of transcription by RNA polymerase II
Cellular component (GO): nucleus
Molecular function (GO): protein binding; DNA binding; DNA-binding transcription factor activity, RNA polymerase II-specific
Source: RefSeq, a predicted model, not a curated record
CAGGGCAGAUUUUGGCGAGAGUGAGCCCUCUCGCAUCGCCUCUUCCUCUCUGCUGAAUCUAGCGAGCGAAACAGCGGCCCUCUAUUUUACUAGAUGUAACCCAUGUGUCUGAUGCUGUCUGGCCAGAAAUGCCAUACUCCUUUUGUCCAGACAGCAUCCGAUGUCUGGUCCGGACCGACCCAAUUUGGGUUGUGUUCCCCUGUUCAGACGUUGCAUGCAUCAACCAAUGGUUGCAUGCCACGUCAUCAACUGUGAUGUCUGGCACCAGAAUGCUAUAACAUAUGAUGUGGUUAGCUGAUAGACGUCUUUUCAAUUGAAUUUGGCUCACUGGGAAGGGCGUGUACAAGGUGAUGGACUGGCUGGAGGCAGAGAGGCCUCACAGCAUCAAGCUGUUCUGGAGCUGUGUAUUCAGGGACCACCUCCUUCAGCAGUACCCCACGUUACACCUGCUACGAAACAGCCUGCUGGACGGGUCAUCCAGAUUGUAUGCGAAACUGCCACAGAACUUGGAGAAAGAAGAGAAGGAGGAAGAGGAGAAAGAGGAGAAGGAAAAGAAGAGGAAGGCCCCGGGGGAGGGAGAAGAGAAGGAGGAGGGGGAGGAGGAAAAGAAGACAGGAAAGAAAAAGAGGAAACAGAAGAUAAGUGAGAGUGCUAAGAAGGAGGAGCAGCCCAGCACGUCCACACAGUCCACCCCCAGUCAGAAGAGGAAAGUCCAGAGGCCACCCUACUGGACGUGUGGGAAGAGUACCCAUACGGCGCAGCGCUGGGUGACCCCGGUGGAGCUCCCGGUCACCUGUGGGGACAAAGAGGGCAUGCUCAACAGGGACAAGCUGGCCAAAGGGGAGAGUUGCAUUGUGGUCCAGGGUUUCUGGUUCACCCCAAGUGGCUUUGAGGAGUUUGGGGGGAAGAAGAGCAGUAAGAACUGGAAGUACAGUAUCCGCUGUAGAGACACCACUCUGGGAAAACUGAUCCAGGAAGGUCAUUUAACUUCACCAGGCUUUAAAAGAAGAAAGAGUGCACAGGCCAAGAGAGCACCGUUCCCCUCCAACCAAUCAGCGAACUCAAUCACAGUGUCAGACUCAAAACCUGAGGAAGAUGACGAUGAUGAUGAGGAGAAGUUUGAGGAUGAAGAAGAGGAAGCUGAGCAGGAAAGGCAGAAGAUGCAGAUAGGAGAGCAGGCAAACACGGCUGAAGGAGAGAGCAGUACAGGAGGCAGCCAUGGUGUUGUGAAAAAGUCUGUCUUCAAAGUCACCUGUGGGGCCAUCAAUGGAAUGCUACAUAAGGAUCGGUUUGCAUCAGGGUUGUGUGGGAAGAGUAUCCGUACAAAGAAGCGCUGGGUGACACCAGUGGAGUUUGUGAGGGAGGAGUCAGCCCUGCCAGAUCCCUCCUGGAAGAAAGUCAUCCAGUGGGACGGGAAACCACUCAGCGUCCUCAUCAAGAGUGGGGUUUUGGGAAUCCACUCCGUCCAGUGUCCAUGCAAGCUGUGCAGCACCACGACCAAAGACGUGCACGAUCAGGACAACGAUGACGACUGCUUCAUCUGUAGGAGCCAGGGCAGCUUGAUAUGCUGUGAUAAGUGUCCUCUCUCUUUCCAUCAGAGAUGUCACCUUCCUAAUGUGGAUGACGCUAUGCUGGGGGAUAAUAUUCAGUGGAUGUGUACAUUCUGUGUACUGAGGGACAGUCAGUCGUGGCAUUACCCCAAACAAAGGACCUACCAGGAAGCCUUGACCUGCCAAAUCUCUGACCACCAACUGGAAUGCCACUACCUCCUGCUGUAUCUGUACCACGAGGACAAGGACAGCAUCUUUGUGAAAGAUCCUUGCAUCAAUGUGAGAAACUACACCAGUAUGAUAAAGACUCCGAUGUGGCUGGACAGGGUUGUGGAGAAGCUGCAGCAGAAUCUCUACCAGUCAGUGCAACACUUUGAGUGUGACGUGUUGCUUAUCUUCACCAACUGUGCCACGUUCAACAGGGACAAUGCAGAGUUCCGUGGGAUGGGCGAAAGAUUGAAGAAUCUAUUUGAGAGAGAGUUCAAGAGUACAUUCAGCAUCCAACUGUAGCAUCCAACUGCAUCUAACAUCCAGUAGAGCCUUCAUCAUGAAGUCUGCACCAUUAUUUUACUAUGAAACAAGAGGGAAUAUACAAGAUGCCUUGAGAGAUAUACUACAAAUCAAGAUCAAGUAGUUAUUUAGCCAGCUAACUUUGAUAAGCAACCAGAAAUAACUACAGAAUUUCUGGUUCAUUAAGAAAGAUAAACUUAUAUACAUGUAUGCAUUUUUGGUUGUUAAGUCAAUUAACCACACCCAUUUCAAGCUUUAAAGUGCGACUGAAUCGAACAACCAACCUCUCUUUGAAAAUGGCAUACAGUGAGGGAAAAAAGUAUUUGAUCCCCUGCU